CCGGAAGUGACAGUGCCGUGAUGGCGGCGGGCUUGAUGGCGGCUGAUUGUUGCAGGUAGAGACUGAAGAAAAGCCUUUAACCGCAGCGGAGCUCCUCUCUUCCGUCCGCCUGGGAACCGGGACUUUUAACGGGACAAACCGGGAGUUCMUGGCGGAUCGACGGGAUUCUACCGGUUGUGGGACUUUGUUUAAUUUGAUCGGACCGGGGCGGUUCGGAGUGUUCGCCUCCACCGCGCGGCUCGCUGCCUGGCUGGGGCUGCCUGCCUGGCGGCUAACGUCGGCUCCUGCUGCUCGCGGUGGCCCAGUCCCGGAGAGGAGACCCGCUCCGUCCGUUUGYAGGGGAUUUCUGGACCGCGAAGCACCGAUGUUCCGGACGUCUAACCCCGUCAGUUUCGUAGACUUUUCCGGGGGGUCCAACCUGCCAUUUUGUCUAAAACGCGAGCGGCUCCGGGGAUGAUCCGACCCGGAGGGAAAAGUUGUCACCAGGCCGCCUAAAAGUUCCAGUUCCGACUCGGAAAAGUUAAAAAAUAUAUAAAGAACUGAAACAAACAGAGGAGGACAAACCUUUAUUUAGUUCUUUAUUUAGUUUAUUUUAAUCCUAUUUUUUAUUUUUAUUUUUAUUUUUACUUCGGAUGCUGAAGAAUUUGUGCGCAAGUGCAACACCCCCCCCUCCAUCCCGGAGCUCCAUCCUCCAGACGCCCUCUCCUAUUUUCGGCUUGGAUUUAGUUGUGCGGAUCGGUACCAUGGUCUAACCCGGAUCUGUUCGGGUCGGGUCCGUUUUGUGGAAUAAGUUCUGUUUUUAUUUUAUUUUUAAUUUCUAAGAACGAUGACAGCGGAGAGCCAUGGUUUCCCUCCGUUAUGAGCUCACGUAGAGCGGAUUUAUGGAGACAUGCCGAGGAAGGAGCUGCCACUACCGGACGGUUGGGAGGAGGCCAGAGACUACGACGGCAAAGUUUACUACAUCGACCACAAAACCCACACCACCAGCUGGAUCGACCCCCGAGACAGACAAACCAAACCUCUGACGUUCGCCGACUGCAUCGGAGAUGAGCUUCCUGUCGGGUGGGAGGAGGCGUACGACCCCGUCGUCGGAGCGUACUAUGUGGACCACAACACCAAGAGCACCCAGCUGGAGGACCCGCGGGUCCAGUGGCAGCGGGAGCAGGAGGCCAUGRUGCGGGACUACCUGUCCGUGGCCCGGGACGCCCUCAGCGCCCAGAAGGAGCUGUACCAGGUGAAGGAGCAGCGCCUGAGGCUGGCCCAGCAGGAGUACCAGCAGCUCAAUGACACCUGGAGGGACAAGUCCAAGUCCCAGACCAGCUUGAACUCCAGAUCGUCCUCUUCCAGCAAAUACGACCCAGAGAUCCUCAAGGCAGAAAUCUUUACGGCCAAAAGUCGAGUGAACCAGCUGAAGUUGGACCUGGCCUGCAUGAAGCAGGAGCUGCAGAGUAAAGAACAAGGCUUCCAGACUCUCAGAGAGAUCAACCAGAAGGUGUCCAACAGUCCGCACGGCUACAAGCAGCAGGAGGCGCAGGCCAUCCUGAAGGAGGUGCGCUCCAUCAGAGACACCAUCAGCUCCGGGGAGAAGGAGAAACAGGAGCUCAUGCAGAAACUGGCGGUGUUAAAGGACGGGUUCCAGCUGGAUUCUGGUUCUCAGCAGGAGCUGUGGAGCAGCAGCCCCUCUCUCAACGACUCGGAGACGUCCAUCCCUCGACUCUACUCCGACGCCUGCUCUCAGACUGACGUCCCCGCUGAGUUUGUGAGCGGCACCAACAAACUGGCAGAGAAAGUUCGUCUGAGCCUGAAGUACGAGGAGGCCAAGAAGAGGAUCUCCAACAUCGAGGUGCAGAUCGCCAAACUGGACAGCGAGGCGUGGCCGGGGCUGCUGGACCCGGAGCGGGACCGCCUCAUCCUGAUCAACGAGAAGGAGGAGCUUCUGAAGGAGCUGCAGUACGUCGGGCCCCGGCAGCGCCUGGAGCCCGACGACGCCGAGAAGCUGGAGACUGAGAAGAAACGGCUGGAGAGGGACCUGCAGGCCGCCAGGGACAACCAGAGCAAGGCUCUGACCGAGAGGCUGAGGCUUCACUGUAAGAGGAAGGAACUGGUCCGAGAGCUGGAGGAGAUGGUGCGACUGGCCACGACGCUGCACACCCAGCUCAAGAGCCUGUCUGCCAGCACACUCUCCUGCUCGUCAGGCAGCAGUCUGGGCUCGCUGACGUCCAGCCGCGGCUCUCUGGCGACCACCUCCAGCCUGGGCUCCUCCUCCUCGCUCAGCUUCAGCGACAUGUACCUGGAGCAGCCCGAGCUGGCCGACCCGGAUCUGCGCGCCAAGCUGGAGAGUCUCCUGCAAGACGGCGCUCAGGGAGGCUACCGCCCCUCCAGCUCCAUCACCACCAUACACGAGCACGAGGUGGUGACUGGCUGCGGCGGGCGGCGAGGGGCCGGGGCCGGGGGGGAGUCCUCCAGGAUCCAGGCGCUCAAACUGUCGGAGACGCCUCGCUCCAUGAGCUCGCUGUCGUCCCGCUCGUCUCUGUCCUCGCCGUCCCCGCCGUGCUCGCCGCUCGUCUCUGACGUCAGCUUCCUGUCGGGGGAGGUGCUUGCGGGCCAGACGGGGCCCGGCGGGCUGGACCUGGAGCUGCGCAGCCGACUGGCAGAGCUGGAGCUGGACUCUGAGGAGCAGCGGCGGGAGGAGCAGAACCACAGCAACGCUCUGAACGAGCAGGGGAAAGCUCCACAGCGUAAAGGGGUGGGGCCAAAGAAGAUGGGCGUGACCUCUGCGGUCUCGGACGAGUCUGUGGCCGGCGACAGCGGAGUUUACGAACCGUCGGAGCGAAAGCCGGGGCUUCCUGCAGACCUGUCCUACGAGGAACGGCUGACCUCCGGCUGCGCUCAGGUGCAGCUCGGCUUCCGCUACGAGACCCGGGAUGAACGCUUCACCGUCUACAUCCUGCAGCUCUCCAACUGCAGCGCUCUCUGCCUGCCGGCUGACCAGGACAUGUACGUGCGCCUGGCGGUGCUGCCGUGCCUGCAGGCGUCCCGCUGCCUCUUCCGAACGCGCGGCUCGCUUCUGCAGGACGCCGUGCAGAUCAACGAGGUGUUCGGUGUGCAGAUUUCCCACAGCGUGCUGCGGCAGAAGACUCUGAGGGUGGACGUCUGCGGUGCGGGGCGGUCCGGCCUCGAGGACUGUCUGGCCGGGGCUCAGAUCAGCCUGGAUGACGUCGGCUGUUCGGAGGAGAGGAGCACCAAGUGGUACAACCUGCUGAGUCGCCUCUACAUGCCCGACAUCAGCAGCAAGGAGGGGGAGAGCAGGGCGGCCCGCGGCUCUGAGAGGGCUCGUGUCGAUAGCAGCGAUGCAGUUGGACCUCAGGACGACGGGGACUGGCGUGGUGAUUCUCUGGAGGCAGAGGUAUUCCAUGAUGAAGGAGGAAAUGGAGAUGUAGUCGAAGAUGAGUUUUACCCUGAGAGCGGCCAGGAGGAAGAGGAGGAGGAUGAAGAGGAGGAGGAGGAACYUAUUGUGACCAAACCAGCUCCGUUAGCAGCACCCGUCAAAGAGAAGGUGAACAAGGAGACCAGCGUGGACGGCCUGUCCUCGUCCCGUCUCUGCUCCGCGGUCCGACCCAAAGAGCGGCGCCCGGACGUCCGCCAGCAGAACGUGUUCCUGAGGGGCAACACCAUUAUCCGCUCCAAGACCUUCUCCCCCGGACCUCAGAGCCAGUACAUCUGCAGGAUUAACCGCAGUGACAGCGACAGCUCCACCCUCUCCAAGAGGUCCCCGUUUGUCAGGAACGCCUCGGAGAGACGCAGCAUGCGCAUGAAGAAGCCUCCUGUCCAGGUCAAAGGUCUGGACGGUCUUCUCCGCACCUCCCUGGACCUGGAGRUGGACCUGCAGGUGUCRCGCACGCGGCAGGCCCGGCUGGAUCAGGAGCUCCGGGUCCUGCGGGAGCUGAAGUCGCAGAUGGAGAAGGCGAGGCAGCAGGGCCAGAGGCAGCUCCCUGCCUGGGUCCAGGAYGACGAGCGGUUCCGACUCCUCCUCAGGCAGGCCGAGAAACUGACGCAGGAGGAGCAGCUGCAGGAGAAACGGGUCGAGAAGAUGAUGAGAGCUGCGGCCAAGGACGUCCACAAGAUCAGAGGACAGAACCGCAAAGAGGUCCCUGAGGUCCAGACCUUCAGAGAGAAGAUGGCGUUCUUCACACGAGCCAAGACCUUCAUCCCCGACCUGCCGUCCGACGACGUGUAGAGAAACAUUUCAGAGGACUUUUGCCUCCUUGGUCUGGACCUGCGCUGCGGCAGAGUCAUGAAGAAUUCAAACCGGCGGGCGUUCAGGGAAACGGUUAAGAAACCCGUCUCUAAGGGAGCUCUGAGGCGCAGCACGGCGCCGCUUCGGCUCUCCGUCACGUUUAAAAUCAUUCCAGCAGAAAUCACAAAACUAAACUGACACAGAAACCAGCACAGGAUCAGAAACGGUACUAAAGCUAAGAGAAUAUCUGUAAGAUGUUUAAAAUUCUGUUUUUAGAGCGUUUAGAAAACUUUAUGCAAAUGUACAAGCACACGGUUUUUAUUGUUUAUUUUCACUUUGUUUUUCUCACGAAAACAAAUCUGAGAGUUUCUCCUUCAGCAGCUGCUGGAGUUUAACGAGAGUUUUCAUCUUUAAGACUUUUAUUUUUKACAUCCCUUUGAGUAUAAGAAAACUACAACUCCCAGGAUGCAUCUGGGUAGGAAAUGACGUCAUUUAAAAAUGAUGUUUUGAGUGGUUCUUGUCCCACUUCAGAACCAGUUCAGGUUCUUAAAGACGGGUCUAUAAGUCUGAGGUUAUUUUCAUUCAGCGUCCAUCUCAGUAUUCAGUUUUUUAAGGUUUGAUCUGGACCAGAGGCUGAGAAGGUUUUUGACUUGUUCUGGACCGGAAAAGUGUAUUUUUUUUUUUUUUUUGCUAGAUCCUAACGGGUCAAAAGAAACCUGAGGGACAGGAAACUUAAGGAGCCUCCAGAACCAUUCUGCACGUCAGCCAUGGAGCUCUGCAGGUGCCGUAACUGUAUUCAAUUUUAUUUUAUUUUUUAAAUCUGUUAAUCCCGUUUACAUCAGAGAUUUUUACACAAAUUUUCGUUUGAGAAACGAUGACUCAGCAGAUAUUUUUGAGCUCCAGAAACCAGAACAACAGAGCAGUUUUUACCUUUGUUUUUUACUGUUUUCUGCCACCGUUAAACUUUAUAGUUUAAUUGUAAAUUAUGUCAAAGUUUAAAAAAGGCUUCCUUUAGUCGAGAUAAGAUGUUUUUUCUGUAAAAUCAACGUUCUCAUCAAUUUGUGGCCCGGCAGAUGUUUUUUGGCAUUUCAAUUAGAAAGUUUGAAAAGAGAAAUGAAUUAUUAGUUGGAAAGYAUUUAUCAGGAUUUUUUUUAGACGACGACUGAAAAAUGUACCCGACACAAACCUAGAGCUCUCAGCGGCCACGGAACAAGGUUUAGUUUUUAUUUUUAUGUCUAAAAGCAUCAAAACAAAUCAUUUUAUUAGGGAUAUAGUUUUUAAAAACUUAUACAAAAAAACAAAUAUUUUUUUACUGCUUGAGUCUCAAGUUAUUUUUAGAUCUCUAUAAAGAAAAAACAGGGAUUUAAAGAAAAAUUUAAAAAWUUUUCACAAUAAAAGCUCUGGCUACAUGCUCUUAUUGUGACGUUAGAUGCGUGGAUUAAAUUUUCCUGUACUUGAAGAAACCAGAAAAACUUAUUAGUGACAUUUUAGAGUAAAGUCUUAACAAAAUAAAGUAAAAUCCACUUUAAAGCAAAAUAAAAGCUUAKAAUUUAAGCUGCAGUUCCCAUCCUUGACCAGAGGUGGCGCCAAAUCUUAAAGAUCGAAACUCUCGUUUCUUCAUCAGAACCGAGCCGCCGUGGUUUCACACAAACAGAACAUCUUCUAGAGAAUAACUGGAAUUUAUUUUCUAAACUUUUAGUAGAAAGUUUUCUAUUUUUAAAUGUCCUCACGAUUAUCUCUAACCGGUUUAUUAAAGUGUAGAAACACUAACUUCACUAACACUCAGGUAGUCGAUCGGAUAGUUCGCACUUUAUCAAAAUUAAAAUAUAUAUAAAAAUAAACUUGAUGAGGGAUUCUGGGAUUAAAAACAGAACUCCCAGAAUCCUUUGCAUCUGGCUGGAAUGAUCCCUGAUGGUUGAAGCACAGGAAGUGAAGACGUUUUAAUGACUGUGAUUGAUGGAAGCCGUCAGCCAAUAGGACGACAGAAGCUUUUAUUUAAAGAGCCCGCCCUUUUCUGUGAUUGUUUUUUUAUUUUUCAGUUUUUGCUUCUCUUUGCUGUAACUGGAUACAUAUCAACUGAACAUAUCUGUUUAUGUCCCCAACACAAAGUUUCUGUUUACCUUUAGAUUUGAAAGCUGGCGCCGUUACAGUUUCAGUUCACUUCGGUCUUUUUUCUGUUUACCCAUUCAACAACCAGCAAAGGUUUAGCAGCCGAAAUUUCCCUCGGGAGCCACAGACGUAGCUGCUGAAUGUUUGUUUGCCUUUUUAGCUGUUUCAGCUCCCCGAGGCUAAAAAUAAAUAAUUAGAGAGUAGAGACGUAAAAAACUGACAUUAUGCUGCUUUUUUUCAAAACCACAAGUCUGAUUUAACGAGCCGACAGAAACCAGCUGCUACACUCAUUCCAGGUGUUUUUGUUUUUUUUUACAUCAGCGGCAGCAAAGAAACACAAACUCUUCAUUUUUAUAGUUUGAUGAAUGAAUACUGUUUUAUGAAAGGUCUGGAUCUGUCUGAGGAGACGACGCCACGAUCCCGAGUUUAUUUUUAUAAUGUUUUCUCGUCCCAGGAGCUCAUAAACUGGACUUACAUUCAAAUCGCUCUCCUUCCCCUCCCUCCUCAGGGUCUUUAUGGUUUUAUUUAGUGGUCCAACAGGAAAUCCAUACAUAGAAGAAAACAUCCUAACGUUGUAGGRUUGAUUAAAGAUGAGGUGAUGACAUCACUGUUUUCAAAAA
This is a messenger RNA of Austrofundulus limnaeus, 6966 nucleotides long. RefSeq names its product WW and C2 domain containing 1 (gene wwc1). The transcript has 22 exons. The record is from RefSeq and is a predicted model, not a curated record. Gene Ontology annotation, cellular component: cytoplasm. Gene Ontology annotation, molecular function: molecular adaptor activity; kinase binding. Gene Ontology annotation, biological process: regulation of DNA-templated transcription; cell migration; regulation of hippo signaling. Bases 890 to 4237 code for a protein of 1115 amino acids. Lineage: Eukaryota; Metazoa; Chordata; Actinopteri; Cyprinodontiformes; Rivulidae.